This is a messenger RNA of Dermacentor andersoni, 516 nucleotides long. RefSeq lists its product as uncharacterized. The record is from RefSeq and is a predicted model, not a curated record. NCBI's taxonomy places the organism in Eukaryota, Metazoa, Arthropoda, Arachnida, Ixodida, Ixodidae.
UAUAGCUUGGCAGCUGCAGGUACUUUCAGCUUUUCAAUUGUUCCUUUAACUCUUCGACAGUGAGCAAGAAGUCAAGCCAUUUUAACGCCGUUGUACGCAUGGUGCAUCAAAUCAUGGGCUCCUCCAACCUGCUCGUCGUUUUUGUACACGCCACCUCAGUGCUCGUGGCGCCUCCUCGUGCUGCAGGUAGUCUGUGCACUCCGAACUUCUGCUCGAACGUGACGUGCAAGCCGAUCGAGGCCAGCGAGUGCAACGGGAAGGUGGAGCCCAACGCCAGUGACUGCGGCUGCUGCGAGCAAUGCAUCGUGCCGCUCGACGAAGGUGACCUGUGCUUGUCCUUCGUGAAAUUCGGUUCGCGAAAGUGGCCCGACUGCAAGCAGGGCUUGAAGUGCAACGAAACCACCAUGAGGUGCGACAAGAACAGCACCCGCCUUAUUUCGGGCAACUACAACGAGCACGCUGCCACAACGGAUGUGUUCACCAUGUUCCUAUAAUAUAGCUUGCUUGAGUCUAAUA